Oncorhynchus tshawytscha (Chinook salmon) is the source of this 2975-nucleotide messenger RNA. Its product is annotated as fibrinogen C domain-containing protein 1-like. The record is from RefSeq and is a predicted model, not a curated record. The coding region runs from base 885 to 2363 and encodes 492 amino acids. The transcript has 8 exons. NCBI's taxonomy places the organism in Eukaryota, Metazoa, Chordata, Actinopteri, Salmoniformes, Salmonidae.
AGAUGCGCGCGGAGGGCACAGCAGAACAGUCGAGCAGAACGAGAGCAUGGUGGAACGCGCUUCGCGCACGGAGGGGAACGCGCUGAUUGACAGCUUCCGAGGCACGGAGCGCCCCACGCCGCACACGAACCGAGCCCGCUAAUCUGCCUGAACCGCUCUUGGCAAAAGCAUCUGUGCGAAAUAACCAUCCUCAUGCAUAUCAGCUACUAAACUGCCGCUGACCGGAGCCUUUCAGUCAUCACUCAAUUGUGGGAAGAAAUCAACCCCACCACAUAGCAAUGUAACAGGCGAUAGGCUAUUGCACUGUACCUUGGCUUUAUCCUUUUCACUCAAAACGGGGCAGUCUGGAAGUAACUAACUAUUUGUUUUUUUUACUUCUUCAAUACUGAGGAUAACACAUUCUUGGCACUUGCUGGACGAUUGGUGAGAGCAGUUCUGUAAGGAGAGCGCUAAUGAGUUUUUUUUAGUAGACACAUUUGUUUGGAAUAUAUUCCCGCUAUCCAAGUGACCUUUUCAUUGGAUUCUCUGUUCAUUUUCUUACUUUGACUUUCUUUGAUCUCUGAUUGUUAUAGGUUGUUGCCUGUCGAAGGUAACGGCCAAAAUUAACCGAAUUUACAACCCAGAGAGGCAAAGAAGUUCAGUUCUGUGCGUUGGGUAUGAGCUCACAAUGUGUGUGGCUGUAGCUUCCCCAUUACUCCUUCUAGAACCGUAGCCAGCCCGUGUGGUCGAGAAGUAGUUUAGCUUCUCUCUCCCUCUGUACGUGAACACUUAGAGCUAUCACCCCGUCCUAUGGAGUAGAUCGUCCGGAAAGAGACUAAUAGAGCGUUCUCCUUUCCCCCCGCCUGGUACCAACAGGCGGCUUUGGUCUAAAGGUUCUCCGGAGAAUGGUAAAUGACCGACGGGGAAUCAUGAACAGCACUUCGGAACUCGAAGAUGGACCACGGCAUAAAAACCAGACGUUCUGUGAGUGUGUACCCAGCACCUCCCAGCUUAAACACCGCUGGUCAGACUCAGACACAGUCAGAGAGACCCCAUCACCCACCAAGAGGAUGAGCUGCAGCUACCUCCUGUGCACCAUCCUCCUCUUCGUCGCUGUCCUUCUGGCUGUCACGGCGACCGGCACCAUCCUCUUCAUGAACCACUACCAGGCCCCGCCCAUGUCUGACGGCCCACCCCACAUCUCAACCAAUCCGGACGAGGCCAACGCCCUGGUAACCGUGGAGAGGGGCGACGGCUCACGCAUCAACAUCUUCAUCGACCCCAACUGUCCGGACUACAACGGGAACUUCCUACGCCUGGAAGGGGUGCAGACAUCGCUGCUCCACUCGCUGACCGACCACGACACCGACCUGAAGUCGGUCAAAGGUCAAGACCGGGCGCUGCUGGUCAACCUAGCUGAGGAGGUGGCCAAACUGUCGGCCCACGCUGGUCAGCUGAAGAUGGACUACGAGUCUCUGAGACGAGGCCAGGGGAGUCUGGGGCAGGACCUGAACACACUGCAGACAGAGCAGGGACGCCUCAUACAACUACUGUCUGAGAGCCAAAUCAACAUGGUGAAGGUGGUGAACACUGUGAGCGAUGCUCUCAGCUCCAUGCAGAAGGAGACAGGGGGACUGAAGGCUCGGGUCAAGGCUGACCUACAGAGAGCACCGGUCAGAGGGGCUCGUCUCAAAGGCUGUGCCAAUGGCUCUCGUCCUCGUGACUGUGGUGAUCUGUAUGCUAAUGGUCAGAGGGAGGAUGGCAUCUACUCUGUGUUUCCCACUCACUACCCCUACGGCUUCCAGGUCUACUGUGACAUGACCACGGACGGAGGGGGCUGGACUGUGAUCCAGCGCAGGGAAGAUGGCUCGGUCAACUUCUUCAGAGGAUGGGACUCCUACCGUGAGGGAUUUGGCAAGAUCACUGGAGAACACUGGCUAGGGUUGAAGCAGAUUCAUGCCUUGUCCAUCCAGGGUAACUAUGAGUUGAGGAUUGACCUGGAGGACUUUGACAACAGUACAGCCUACGCCCAGUACGAGACCUUUGGAGUGGGCCUGUUCUCUGUGGACCCGGAUGAUGAUGGAUACCCACUGACAGUUGGAGAUUACUCCGGAAACGCAGGCGAUGCUCUGCUCAAGCACAACGGGAUGAAGUUCACAACCAAAGACAAGGACAACGACCACUCAGAGAACAACUGUGCCUCCUUCUACCACGGCGCGUGGUGGUACCGCAACUGCCACACGUCCAACCUGAACGGACAGUACCUCCGCGGGCAGCACACCUCCUAUGCUGACGGCAUCGAGUGGUCCACCUGGACCGGCUGGCAGUACUCCCUCAAGUUCUCUGAGAUGAAGAUACGACCCGCGCGCGACGAGAGCAAAUGAGUAUAUGACGCAAUAACAGAGGAAAGGAGUUGAAAGUGUUCAGAGUAAUAAAACCACACCCUCAGAUACUGUUUACUGAAUGACUAAAAGGAUUGACAUCUUUGAUUGGUUUACUACUAUUCUCUACUGUUUCCUGUGGAGCCCUUGUCCCUCUCCACCACCUCCCAGCCCCGCCCAACUUCAUGUGCCCCACCCCUACCCGUAGUCCCCUAUCGCCUACUAGUGUUGUGCUGAGGCUUUUUGUGCCCCCCUCCCACCCACACACUUGAGUCUGAUUCACUCUGUUCAUCACUCUUUCUAUUAGUGCUUCAUUUAUAUCUAGUUAUUAAUCAAGUAUCUGUCUAUUCCUUCUGAGCCUUGACCUUGUCCUUGACCUGUCUCCUGUGUUUGUUGUGCCCUGUAACCAGUAUUCCUAUUCCCACAGUCCUUUGCUGCGUUGCUGCCAGUCAGCGAAGCGUGGCGUUACCGUGUGACCUUAGAACAAGUGACUGAUUCAUGAUAUGUCAGAAACGGAGAUGUGACAUUACAGUUGGAACACACACACACACAGACACACACACAAACUUACACACACACACACAUACACACACGCAUACACACACGCACACACAC